Molecule: messenger RNA, 1530 nt
Organism: Ipomoea nil (Japanese morning glory)
Lineage: Eukaryota; Viridiplantae; Streptophyta; Magnoliopsida; Solanales; Convolvulaceae
Exons: 3
Coding region: 192-1199 (335 amino acids)
Molecular function (GO): protein binding
Source: RefSeq, a predicted model, not a curated record
UUUCGUCUCAUCGCCAACUCGCCUUCUCGCUUCAAUUCAUUCUCCACCCACCAUUGAAAUUUUAUAUAUCUCACCGCCCCCAAAAUAUCUGCAACUAACGUUGAUGAUCACGAUUGAAACAUCCUAUAAGAUGGGUGUAUCUCUACCCUUUAUUUGAUUCACUAGCUUCCCCAUUUCCUCGGAAUUGAAACAUGAUGUUAAGGAGCUCUUCUACGCCGAUUCUUGGAUCCCUGCUCUCUUCCCAUGGAGAUAGCGGCGGCGGCCAACUUCACCACCACCACCACCACCAAUUACCAGAAAGCAUAACCCCAAACCAGACACCAUCGUCUGCUCAUCAUCACAAGAAAUCGAUCUCUGUAAACCAUGCCCAUGUCGGGUUCACCAAACUUUCUUUCAAUUCUUCUCCCACAGUUAGCCUGCCGUUUUCCGGUAACGGGUUUCGGAGAGCUCAGUCGGAGGGGAAUCUGGAAGGUUUAACGGCCGAUGCUUUGUGCAACAACGCGGAUGAAUUCAGCCUAGCAGUUCCGCUGCGAAAAUUUGCGCGCAAGCCACGCGCGUCGUUCUUGGAAGCCAUUCCGUCUUUCUCGGCGACGGGUCCGAGGAGUCACGGGGAAGACGAGGAGAGUGAUGAGGAAUGGGAGGCGUUUGGUAGCGCUAACCCCGGCAUGAGUGAGGAACUGAGAUGGUGUCUCAGCAAAUUCCCAGCUUUGGAAGUCGCCGGCGUUGGAUUUGGUAGCGGCGGCGGGUAUCCUACCGGAGGAAGCGACGGCGGAAGGGGUGGGUUUGACGGCGGUGACAGCUUUGGGAUUAGUACAGAAGAGCAUUAUAAGAAAAUGGUGGAGGAGAAUCCAGGCAAUCCUCUGCUAUUAAGGAAUUACGCUCAGUUCUUAUACCAGACAAAGAAGGAUGCUAAAAAAGCAGAGGAAUAUUACUCGAGGGCGAUUCUAGCGGACCCGGCUGACGGGGAAGUUCUAUCACAGUACGCAAAGCUUAUCUGGGAGGUCCAUGGCGAUGCAGAAAACGCCACCAGCUAUUUUGAACGGGCGGUUCAGGCCGCUGCAGGAGACAGUCAUGUUGAAGCUGCAUACGCUAGUUUUCUGUGGGAGGUGGAAGACAACGAGGAAGAAGAUGAUGGAGUUGAUAUGCCACCCACAAUCACCCAUCAACAACGACCAAUGGCUUCUGCAUUUGCUUGCUAGAAGCCAAGGGAGGGAGGGAGGGACUUCGUCUCAUACUUUAUUAGUUAUGAAAUCUCCUUUUUUCCAGCUACCUAACUCCUAGCUGCUGCAUUUUUACUAUUGUAUAAGAUUAGCAGCAAAACUCAUUCCCGUAUACGUUUAAAAGAUGUUCAUAUAAACACUAGUCUUCGGUAGUGCCAUAAUUUCUUUGAAACAAAUAUAGUGCGUACGAGAUCUUCUACUCCGUAUAUCAGAGGGAGAAACAUGAGAAAAGCAACCGCUUAAAAUAAGUCCUGUGCACCUAAACAACAAAUAUCUCAAGGAAAUAAACAUAAACAAGCAACGUUUGUUU